This is a messenger RNA of Rhododendron vialii, 978 nucleotides long. Its product is annotated as protein RKD4. The transcript has 2 exons. Gene Ontology annotation, molecular function: DNA-binding transcription factor activity. The coding region runs from base 10 to 711 and encodes 233 amino acids. The record is from RefSeq and is a predicted model, not a curated record. NCBI's taxonomy places the organism in Eukaryota, Viridiplantae, Streptophyta, Magnoliopsida, Ericales, Ericaceae.
CAACAGUCGAUGUUUUUCGACAGCUUCGACCAACUGAUGAACAAUUUUCCGGAAUUCGAUCAAUGCCAUGUUCCCUACAUGAAUAACCCCAUUACCCAUUUUGAUUUCAAUGAUUUCGAAGCUAUCAACGGUGACAUCAGCUCGUGGGACCUUAGCCUACCAUCGUUUUACGAAGAUAUUGGCAUUGAUACUAAUAAGCUGCUAAACCCGAUGGCCGAAAAUUUUGGUCAUUUUCAGGGCAUUGCUAGCGGAUCAAGUGCGAUCAAAAGUGAAGUCCCAGUCGCAAUUCAGGGGAAUUGUAAGAGCUCUUCAAGCGUGAACGAGGGGGAAAGAAUCAGGCAAACUAGUGGUGGAAUGAGAGCAAAGUCUGCGGCCUUAGAACUUGAUGAGAUCAAAAAGUACUUUGAUGUUCCGAUAACUAAAGCGGCCAAGGAGUUGAAAGUUGGAUUGACUGUGCUCAAGAAGAGAUGCAGAGAGCUAAACAUCAUGAGGUGGCCGCACCGCAAGAUUAAGAGCUUAAAAUCACUCAUUCACAAUGUCAAGGAGUUGGGAUUGACAACAGAAAUAGGGGUGUUAGAAGAGCACAAGAGGAUGCUAGAGAAGCUCCCGGAACUCGAAUUGACUGAAAGAACCAAGAAGCUGAGACAGGCCUGUUUCAAGGCCAAUUACAAGAGAAGGAGGUCUCUUGCUACUGCUCUUUCUAAUGUCUAACGGUGGGACAUCCCGUUGCAGUAGUUAUCUUUUUUAGAGUUUUACCACAGAGCAAAUGCCCACAACUUCAUCCAGUAGAGGUAGCUAGAGCUAGAGGAAUAGGGAGAUAGAGAGGGGUCUUGUUUUGGUGGUUUGUCUUUUUUGUAAUUACCACAGAGCAAUAUCCGCGGGUUUAUGCAUUAUUCUCUAGGAUUUGUAGGAGUGUCUUUCCUUGUGCAUAUGCAGCGUGGGAAAGUUUACAGAGUUAGAGAACCGUUUCAAAAUUCG